This is a messenger RNA of Pogonomyrmex barbatus (red harvester ant), 603 nucleotides long. It is a transcript of the gene RpL24, whose product is annotated as ribosomal protein L24. Gene Ontology annotation, cellular component: cytosolic large ribosomal subunit. Lineage: Eukaryota; Metazoa; Arthropoda; Insecta; Hymenoptera; Formicidae. The record is from RefSeq and is a predicted model, not a curated record. Gene Ontology annotation, biological process: cytoplasmic translation. Gene Ontology annotation, molecular function: mRNA binding; structural constituent of ribosome.
CCCUGUCAUAGGGUCUUUUGCCGUAAGCACGAGGGUUCGAUACGUCGGCUCGUCGGCCAUUUAUAUUGAAACGUGCUCUGUUGCGUCGUAUCAAGAUGAAGAUCGGUCUGUGUGCGUACAGCGGGUACAAGAUCUAUCCAGGCCAUGGGAAGACCAUGGUCAAAGUUGACGGAAAAACGUUCACUUUCCUUAACUCAAAAUGCGAAUCCGCACAUUUGAUGAGACGAAAUCCUAGGAAGGUGACAUGGACAGUUUUAUACAGACGUAAACAUAAGAAGGGUCAGGAGGAGGAACAAACAAAGAAGAGGACGAGGCGCACGCAGAAGUUCCAGCGUGCCAUCGUAGGUGCUUCUCUUACAGAUAUCUUGGCGAAACGUAACAUGAAGCCAGAAAUUCGUAAAGCUCAGAGAGAACAGGCAAUCAAAGCUGCAAAAGAACAGAAAAGAGCUGCAAAAGCAACGAAGAAGGCCGUUGCUCCUCCAAAAGCAAAACAAGUGGCAAAACAGAAAGUCGCCAAGGUGACGCAAAAAUCUGCACCUCGUGUCGGAGGAAAGCGUUAAAAUCUGUAGUUAUAUAGAUAAAAUAAAAUAAAAUAUAAUCAUA